CUAGAGAGACCGGAAGCCGCUUCACGCUCCGACCGGAUGUUGGAGGGUGGCCGGAAAGCUUUACAGAGGGUCGGAGUCAUGAAGCCGGCGGUGGACGAGAUGUUCCCUGAGGGCGCGGGGCCUUACGUGGACCUCGACGAGGCUGGUGGAAGUACAGGUUUGUUGAUGGAUUUAGCUGCCAAUGAAAAGGCAGUACAUGCAGACUUCUUUAAUAAUUUUGAAGAUAUGUUUGAUGAUGAUGAUAUCCAGUGAAAUUCAACUUCCUGCUGUGCUAAAUACCUAAGUUUCUUGUAGAAACAGACUAUAUUCGUAACAAAAGAUAGGAAAAUGUGAAUAUUGUCUCCAAGCCAUGAAAGAGCACUUCAAAAUGGUUAAAGGUGGUUGAAGAGAAUUGUGGAGUUCUUUUCCUCUUAGAAUGCUUAGAUGUACAGUUGUGCAGGCUUGCUUCAUUAAAAUCUGAACAAAACCUCUCAUGUCUGAUUAUGCAGUUGACUACUGGUUGUUGCCCAUGGAAAUGUGGCUUUUUCUUAAUGUUAUUUGGAAUGUUGUAUGCAUAGGAUGUAACAUUUUUAGUAAAAUCCCCAACAAUAAAAAAUAAAAGCAAGUGGGAGGUUUUAACACCUCAAUCCUAAAUCCAUUUAUUUGUGAGUGACAUGUUGAAAGAUCAUUGGGACUAUACUUCCAAGUGUGUGCUUUCCUCACUCCCAGUUUAGCUAGGGAGCCUAGCAUAUUUGGCCAAUGAAAAUAUUCCUGUAGAAUAUGAGUAAAUCUUGUUUUAGAGCUUAUUUGGCUUCUUGCCAUUGUAUGGUUCUUUAUUUUGUAACUUAUUCUAACUACUGGAGGUUUGUGACAAGACUUUUCCAUAAAUACUGAAGAGUCUUUAUGGUGCAUUCAGAAUAUUUCCUCCAAAAUAGAGCAGAGUUUUUAGAUGAAUAUCUCAAUUGUGCUCGCGUUGCUUCCUCAGUCUGUGGGGAAGCUGGCUAUUUUCUUUGACACAUUCUAAAGCCACAUGCAGCACAUCAAAACACAAGCUCCAGUACAAUGGUGCUUGGUUUUCUUUGUGUAUAUUAAUCUGAGCUCUCAGCAAAGUGGAACGAAGUAUUAUUACCAAAAUCAGAAAUGCAGUGGUGAAUCUGAAAAUGAGGUCUCUGGGGGAAGAAUAAAAAAAUGCUUUUACAUUGAGUUAUCUGCCCACUUUCAUUAUAUGCAUCUAAUAUAAUAAACUUCACAUAGUAGAAUG
Molecule: messenger RNA, 1240 nt
Organism: Lacerta agilis (Sand lizard)
Lineage: Eukaryota; Metazoa; Chordata; Lepidosauria; Squamata; Lacertidae
Gene: COPS9
Product: COP9 signalosome subunit 9
Exons: 3
Coding region: 37-252 (71 amino acids)
Biological process (GO): negative regulation of protein neddylation
Source: RefSeq, a predicted model, not a curated record